Molecule: messenger RNA, 1122 nt
Organism: Caenorhabditis sp. 36 PRJEB53466
Lineage: Eukaryota; Metazoa; Nematoda; Chromadorea; Rhabditida; Rhabditidae
Source: the annotation of a GenBank genome assembly
AUGUCCGAGCAAGUGCUAGCCUCCCUCGCCAAGCAACAAGACGAUCUGUGGAGACUGUUCACUACGAACCAGAACGAAAUGAUCGUGACGAAAGGAGGACGGAAGAUGUUCCCUAAACUCGAAUACACCGUGAAGGGUCUAGUGUCGGAGAAGCUCUACGCAAUGAUGCUGCACAUCGAGCCGGCCGACGACAGCAGAUACAAGUUCAGCUCGGGCAAGUGGGAGAAGUCGGGCAAAGCGGAGAAGCACGUGGAGCCGAAGAAAGUGUGGCACGCGGACGGAGUGAUGACCGGGAAGCAGUGGAUGUCCAGCCAGAUUUGCUUCGAGAGGGUCAAGAUCACGAACAACGUGGAGAAGAACAGCGCCUCACAUGUAAGCCAUUCAUUCGUUCCCUACUGAAUUGCUCACCCGUUCUCUUUCAGAUCUUCCUUAAUUCGAUGCACAAGUACAUUCCGGUCCUUUCGAUCUACGAAUCUCCCUCCGAGAGCCCGUUCAAUCCGCAGGUCUCCACUCGUCUCGUGUGCAGUGUCAAACUCCCGUACACCGAAUUCAUCGCGGUCACAGCCUACCAGGUGAGAUCAUCUCAGCUCAAGAGAUCAGAUAAUAUUGACCGCAUUAGCACGUGUAUUACCACGUGUCUUUUGUUUUCAAACGCUAUUUUCCCGUUGUCCCUCUGCUGCCAACUCACACCUUUUGCAGAACGAGGCCGUCAUCAAGCUCAAGAUCCAAUACAACCCGUUCGCGAAGGGAUUCCGCGAGGGAAGUCAGGGAGAUCGGAAGAGAACGUCGCCGUCGGCGGACGACUCCACUCCAGAAGAAGGAUGUUCACAGGUGUCUUCCCCUCAACCAAAAAGACGCAUGUCUUCCGCUUCUCCUCCAAUCGUUCCCCGCUUCCAACCGACAAUGUUCCCUCAAGCGAACAUGUUCUCCACUUUCAACCCACUUUUGUACAGCCCAUUCCUGUCCCAGCUGGCCACUGCGAACCUGGCUUCAUCUCCGUUUUCGUUCCCUCUGGGAUUCCCUUGCUUCCCACUUCCUUUCCAAAAUCAAGUUCUCAAUAUGAGUACUCAAGAAUUGAAAGAGCCAAAAAAAGAAGUUGAGCCAGAGAUUGACGUCGUCUGA